AAAUGGAAAACUGAAGAGAUGUACACCUUAAUAAUAUUUGCCUUUGAACAGCUGGUAAUUUGUGCUUCUGGAGAUAUUUUAAAGGUAGAUGGAGAAGCCAAUUAUUCAUGGCAAUCACUGAAUUCUGUUCCAAAACUUUUCCAGCCAAAACUAAAAAUAAUUGAUUUAUCACACAACAAUUUAAGUGAACUUACAAGUGACAGCUUUCCUCAAAUGGAUGAUUUAAAUAUGCUCAAAAUAUCAUUCAAUAAUAUAAAAUACGUUGACAUUAACACUUUUAACUCCACCAAAAACCUGCAGUGUCUUGAUCUGUCAUAUAAUUUAUUAUAUGAUAUUUCAUUAACAUUUUUGAUGCAUGUUUAUAAUCUUAAAUACCUUAAUAUUUCACAUAACAAAUUUACAGUUUUGACUCUUAGUACUGUUUUUGUAUCUUUGGUAAAUCUUGAAAAUAUUCGUCUAAGUGCAGAAAAACUUCAAAAUCAUGACUUAAAGAGCAUAAGCAGUGUCUGGUUAAAAAACAUUUUUCGAGGAUUAAAUAAACUUAGUGAAUAUGAGUAUGACAAGACAGAUGAAGUGGAAAUCAUGUUAAAAAAUAAACACAAUAUUAAUAUUACAAAAACGUCCAAUAUUGCUUUUGCUAUAUAUCAGAUCAGAAAGAAUCAUACAUAUUAUAGCCUUUCUCUAAUUCAAAUGAAUUUGACCUGGAAUGACCUCCAGUAUAUCAUUAUGAGAUCAGAUAUUAAAUACCUAAAUUUAUUCAACUUGACUAUAACUGGGAAAAUUUUUAAUUACUUGAAUUUAAACCAGACACUUCCACUAAAUGCAUUUUCACUUGACAAUGUAGCAAUGGUAGAUUACUUUUUUAGUCAGCCAUUAUUCUACAAUUUUUUUCUUCAUAUUAAGGCAAAGCAACUGACACUUGCCAACGCUCCUCUUGUACACAUGACAUGCCCUAAGAUUCCCAGUAUGUUUCAAUAUUUAGACUUCUCCCACAAUGCUUUCUCUGAACAUGUGUUUUCUAGUCAAGGUAAUAGUGAUUGUAAAACAUUUCCUGUUCUUGAUACCCUUAUCCUAAAGGGUAAUAAACUGAUGCAACUCCAUCAGCUAAGCUUUUCCACUAAGUAUAUGAAAUUGUUAAAACACCUUGAUGCCAGUUCCAACAUGCUUAUGUAUGAAUAUGAGAGAUGUGAGUGGCCAGAAAGCUUAAUUCAUUUAAAUUUAUCUUCAAAUAACCUUUUAAACCUGGUUUUUAAAUGUUUGCCUAUUAACAUACAAAUUUUGGACCUACAGUUCAACCAAAUAACCAGCAUACCAAAAGACAUGGUAUUUCUGAAAAAUUUAAAAGAGAUUAAUCUCUCAUCAAACAGAAUAUUUAAUAUCCCAGAUUGUACACAUUUUCAAAGUGUGGAAUUUCUCUUUUUGAGUAGCAAUGUCUUAAAGACGUCAUCAUUUAAUUUUCUUAGCAGCUGCCAAAUGCUAAAACAGUUGGAUGUUAGCAGUAACCCCUUUUUGUGUGAUUGUAAUUUAAGACGGUUUUCCCAAAUGGUGAGUAAAUCCAGAAUUACAUUGCUUGGGUGGCCUGACUUGUACAGCUGCAGUGAACCAGAAGCAUUGAAUGGAACGUUGUUGGAAGAGUUUCACAUGUUUGAAAUAUCAUGCAAUCUAGCUCUUCUGCUUACAGCCAUUCUCAUUCCAUUAAUAGUGAUUGUUAUUUCAAUAGCAGUGCUGUGUAAGCAUUUUGACGCCCCUUGGUAUCUACGAAUGAUGUGGCAGUGGACACAAACAAAGCAGAGAGCAAAGACAAAACAGAUAUUAGAAACCCGACGAGAUCUGGCUUACAAUGCUUUUGUCUCCUAUAGUCAAGAUGACUCUAGUUGGGUCAAGGAGUAUCUUCUUCCAAACCUGGAAGAGAUGGGCAAAUUAAAGAUAUGUUACCAUGAAAGGAACUUUAUAGCUGGAAAAAGUAUAAUUGAAAACAUCAUUACCUGCAUCGAAAAGAGCUACAAAUCCAUCUUUGUUUUAUCUACCAAUUUCAUCAGCAGUGAGUGGUGCCAUUAUGAACUGUACUUUGCUCAGCAUGAGCUAUUGUCAGAAAGCAGUGAAAAUUUGAUUCUGAUUUUGUUGGAGCCCAUUCAUCAGCACAUGAUUCCAUCAAAAUAUUAUAAACUCAAAGAUCUAAUGUCAAGAAAGACCUAUAUGGAGUGGCCUCAAGAUAAAAACAAGCAUAAGUUAUUCUGGGAUAUCCUGCGAUCAUCCAUAGAGAUCAAUUUACCAGAAAUUAAAGAAGUUCAAUAAGACAUAGAGCCAAACUAGAUAUGAAUAUGUGUAUUUUUUUAAAUGUUUAAAUAGAAUGUAUUUGCUUUCUUGUACUAUUUGUCUUCCAUAUUACUAAGAUUAUGCAUUGUGCUUUAUGCUGCAAAUAUAGUAAAACAUACGUAAAAAUAAAAUGGUUAAAAAGUAUUGCCGUUAAAUAAUCACUUUUAUUUAGCUAAAUGUAAUUAGUUGACUAGAUACCUGCAAUAUAUUUCUCCUUUUUCCUUCCUAUCAGCUUUAUUCCAUUUAGGAAUUUCAAUUUUGACAUUCAUACUGAUCAGUUAUGCUUUAUCAUGUUGUGGUCUGGAAGAUUAUUAAAAGGAACUUGGCCAA
Polypterus senegalus (gray bichir) is the source of this 2646-nucleotide messenger RNA. RefSeq names its product toll-like receptor 6. Gene Ontology annotation, cellular component: membrane. The record is from RefSeq and is a predicted model, not a curated record. The transcript has a single exon. The coding region runs from base 19 to 2295 and encodes 758 amino acids. Gene Ontology annotation, biological process: inflammatory response; toll-like receptor signaling pathway; immune response. Gene Ontology annotation, molecular function: protein binding; transmembrane signaling receptor activity. Lineage: Eukaryota; Metazoa; Chordata; Cladistia; Polypteriformes; Polypteridae.